Messenger RNA from Trichomonas vaginalis G3, 567 nucleotides. RefSeq lists its product as uncharacterized. The transcript has a single exon. The record is from RefSeq and is a predicted model, not a curated record. Lineage: Eukaryota; Parabasalia; Trichomonadida; Trichomonadidae. Bases 1 to 567 code for a protein of 188 amino acids.
AUGAAUGUUGAAUCAUUAUUAGCUCAAGCCACUGUUGCUAAAGAUAGAUAUAUUGAAGUUGAAGCCAAAAACAACGAUUACAAGUUAAUCCUUGACAAUCAGAAAGUCUUAAUCAACGAUUUUGCCCAAUCAAUGCCAGACAUCGACGAAACAGAAAAGAAGAUGCAAGAAUUAGACAAUGAAAUUGCUUCAAUUGAUGAGCAGCUUCAGCAGUCUCAAUCUAUUUUAAUUCAAGCAUUAUCUGCUAAUAAGGCAAAGAAAGAAUCAACAGACGUAUCAGGCAUCCUUAGCAACACAAUAAGCACCCUUCAAGAUACAUUAUUCGAUCUUGGAUCUGCUGCUACUUCCCAGAACGAAUUUAAUGUUCCAAUCUUUAAAUUAAUCGAUCUUGAAGAAAGCGUUUCUAAGAUCAUCGGCUCUCUUGAAGAAGCUAACUUAUAUCCAGAGUCUGAAAAGGAUCAUGCUGAGAGAAUCAAGAGAACACAGCUCCACUCUGCAAAGUUAGCACAGUUCCUUCGCCUUUUGAAGGAAAUCUACGCAAAGGCAUCAGCUGAGCAAAAAGAAUAA